Molecule: messenger RNA, 1008 nt
Organism: Rotaria socialis
Lineage: Eukaryota; Metazoa; Rotifera; Eurotatoria; Philodinida; Philodinidae
Source: the annotation of a GenBank genome assembly
AUGCUUGCAGAAUUACCACAGAUCAUUUUAACCCAACCUGAAAGUUGGAAAUUAGGUGCAAACUUAGCUCUAACUACUAAUCUUGGCAAUAUUGCGCCAUUUACACUUGUUCUUAUUAAAUUCUUUUAUCGAAAACACGAAUUUAAUUCUGUACCAAUUAAUUACGUUGUUAUAGAAUAUACAAAUACAAUUUUUCUUGGUGAAAGUUUUUCAUUUAUUCUACCGAGUCUAUUGACAAUAGCACAAGGUAAUGGUCGACUUCAUUGCAUCGAAGCGAUAAAUGGAACUAAUAAAACCGAAGCUAUUUAUCAACCUCCGCGAUUUUCUGUAUCAAUCUAUUUUCUAUGUUUAUUUCUUAUCUUAACUAUUUCGUUGAUUUCAUUCGUACUUCUACGAUGGACAACCAUCACUCGAAAUGCAUAUCAUACGGAAUCGGAAACAUCAUUAGAAAUAAUCGAUACAAUUUAUAGUCAACCAAAAUCUUUAACUACUCCAUCGUAUAUUCUUUUAUCAUUAUUAUGUUCUUAUAUAAGUUCAGUUGUGUUUGGAUUUCUUCUUGCAAUUUCUUCAUAUGCUCUAAUGCCUUAUGGGCAUAAGAUUUUUUAUUUAGGAACAAUUAUUUCACCAUGGAUGUUAACAAUCGUUUGGGCACUCGGUAUGAUAAAACCUGUUUUACGUCAGCGUUAUGUUUACAUUUUAAUUACAUUGGGUUCUAUUACAUUUGCAUUUUCAAUGUAUGUUGCACUGAAAAGUCCAUGUCCACCAUGGGUUGAUACAACUAAAGGUAGCGUUCUGAUUUUAUUCGUAUGGUUUAUUACAUAUAUAUUCUUGGGUUAUCCUCGUUUGGUAAUUGCAAACUAUGCACGCAGACAUUCACCCAAUGGAAUGUUUUGGUUUGGUGUUCAAGUUCAAUGUGGUUCCUUAAUGGGAUCGAUUGCUUCUUAUCUUAUGGUUGAAAAUUUUGCACUAUUUCAUGAACGAAGGCCAUGCGAACGUAUCGCUUGUUAA